UGCAGAUUUUUUUUUUUUUUUUUUUUUCUAAAAAGGUCAUGCAGAUAUGCAAAGUGAAAUCAUGCAGACCUGGUUCCCAGUUAAAUUCUCGAGCUUAUAAGUUCGAUCUUGACCAUCAAUUUUAGUUACUAUUUUCUGUUGCAUAUGAGCUUCUAACGUUAUAUCUUCAUGUGGAUUCAUUUCCGUAUGGUCUUUACUAGAUUAUGCAUACUAUAAAAAAUAUGAUUAGCUAUCUUGCUGCAUGUAAUUUUGGAUGCAGAAAGGUUAUAAAAAUGCAAUACACCAAAAAAUCUACCCAAUUUCAUUUUAAUUAAAUUUAGGUAAUUCUAAUAUUUUAUUUUCUCACUUGUAAUUAAUUAUCUUGUUUGUUCACCAAAAGAAAAUCAACUCUCCUGAAAAUAGUGACUCAUUUAAGGUAACCGCCUUAAAAGUUAGUUACAUCAAUUUUAGUUACCAUUUUCUGUUGCAUAUGAGCUUUUAACGUUCUUAUGUUCAUGUGGAUUGAUUUCCUUAUGGUCUUUUACUAGAUUAUGCAUACUAUAAAUAUUUAUGAUUAGCUAUCUUGCUUCAUGUAACUUUUUGAUGCAAAAAGGUUACAAAAAUGCAACACACCAAAAAUCUACCCAAUCAAAAUUCAAUGAAAAUUAAAUUAUUUCUAAUAUUUUAUUUCUUGUGGAAACCCCUUAGUAUUUUAGUUUGACUAAAAUUUUAUUAAUGCUUUUAUAUCAAGAGUUUUGUGGUUCAAACCCAAAAAAAUGUAAAUUAUGUAGAUUAUGAAGAAAAAAAUUACAAAAGAUCUGCAUGUCGUAUCAUCGAACAUGGAUUUUAUAGGACGUCUCUGAGUGAUGUAGUCAGACAUAUAUUCUCGUAUAGUAGUAGAAUUGUUGGCUUUAUAAUAUUUAUGUAAUAUUUUAAUAUCAUAAUUAAUCAACCGUUUAAAAAAAUAUUUUAUCCCUUUCAAUUUUAAUUAAUUAUCUUGUUUAUUCACCAAAAGUAAAUUAACUCUCCUAAAAAUAGUGACUCAUUUAAGGUAACCGCCGUAAAAGUUAGUUACACAAACUUCUUCCACAAGUCGUCCGCUUCUUCACCAAAAUCUUCACACUCUUUUUCACCUCUACACACAUCAUUUCGCCAGAGAUUGUACGACGCUUCCUCUGUUUCUAACGAUUGUUUAAUGGCGGCGGAUGAGAAAGAUCAACUCUCAGGACCUGGUACGUCUCUUCUCAAACUCAUUACGAUCACAAUCUCCAGAACAUAGAGAUUUUGAGUUAGGUUAAGCUAUGUUUCUGCAUUCCUCUGCUUUUAUUUUAUCUCUCUGCCGUUGAUGGAAACGACUGAUCUUGUUUCUGUUACACUUCUUGACGCAGAAGAUCCAAAGUCAGAGUCUAACGAUCUCAGUGAUGAUGAUAAGUUCAAAGAAGAGUUGAAGAAAAAGAAACUCGAAGAUCUCAAAAGAAAAGCCUUUUACUCUGUUCUCCUUGCUUUCAGAGCUGAAACCUUGACUAUAGGAAACAAGAGGACUCUUCUCAUGGAGAAACUGAUGAAAGAGUUGAACAUUUCUCAAGAAACCCGCAUCUCUUUUGACGUUAACAUUCAAGAGAAUCUUAUUGCCCAUCAACAAAGGGUUAUUUCAAAUUUCAAGGAAGCAGAACCAAAGCCAUUUCCCAUAUCUGACAAGAAACCACCUCUGGUUCCGACUUAUGUUGCUACACUUGGCUCAAGCUGGGGCAAAGUUAAUCCCGAGGCUCUGGUUGGAAGACGGAUCAGUAUCAGAAUGUGUUUUGAAGAGGAGUUCGAAGACUUUGUGAUCAAAGAGUAUAACGCAAAAGAUGAAAUGCAUCACCUAAAGAGCGUAGACCCGGAUGCGAUGGAGAUGGACGAAGUGUCAAGCUGGAUAGAUUUCAGAGAAGUUCCUACUGAUGAUAUUAUAUGGAGAGAUGGAGAAGCGCCAAUCUUUAAAACGCCUAAUACAUUGGGUGCAGGAGCAGGACAAUGAUGAGUAGCACCAAAACACUCUAUGCACUUGUUUGAUAGACUUGUUUAGUACUUGUACAGUCACUGGGAAGAGACUUUGAAGAAACGGGUCAGUCUCUAAAGUGUUAAACAUGAUGAUUCCAGUAACUUCUUUUGUAAAAUGGUUCCCUUACUUGUCUUGUUAGCUAUCUCCAACCCAAUUCCAAAACACUAUUUUAAUGUGAUUUUGACACUAAAACUUUCUUUAACCCAAUACUAAAAAUCACACUAUUUUAGUGCAACAGUAUAAUUUCACACUAAAUUUAGUGUGACACUAUUCACCACACUAAAACACUAUUCUCCCCACUAAAACACUAUUCAUUUAAUUUAUUAAUAAGAUGGAUAAUUAAAUAAAUGACAAAUAAAACUAUAAAUACAUAUAAUAUUAUAAAAUAUCUUUUAGUGUGAAAUUUGGUGUUAUAGUUGGAAAAAAGUUUUUUUUUUAGUGUUGAAAUUACACUAAAAUAGUGUGGUUUUGACACUAUAAUAGUGUUAUGGAUUGGAGAUGCUCUUAGCAACUACUUGAUUCUGUAGAAGAUAGGAUUGGUUGGAAAAAGCUCAUCUCCUCCUUCUUGAAACCUUCUCUAUUUGCCAGAGGGUUUCUAUCCUGACCAGCAGAUACUUUUCUUCCUCAGCUUUUUGAUGCGUACUGUUACUUAAGUAUCGCAGCGCUAGGAGCCAGCGUCCAAAAUAUAGGUUACUUUUUUCCCGAAGUAUGUGGAGAGCAAGUCAACAAAACCGGAAAACUAAACGCAGCGACCGUAAAAACAAAACAAUCGCAACAACCAAUUCAGUUAAAGUUGUUUUCAGCGAUCGGAUCAACACCGGCAACACUCAUAAAAGUAGUCGCUGCGUUAAUACUGUAUUUUCCACUGGUUAUAUUUUCUCUUCAUCAACGUUUGUUUGUUGGUCGCUGAAUACGGACGCAUCUACUCCUUGCCGAACAGGGCUUAAAUAGCGUUAUCCCUCUUCCAUAUAGAUUCAAACUCGAUCGAGUUGAUUAUAAUUUAUAAUUCUAGCUAGUUUCUUUUCACGAUAACCUACUCGUCAUUUCUUCUAAAUUCUCAUUUAUUCUGUUCACUCACAACUUAAAGUUUUUUUUUAAAUUGAGUUUGAGAAAUUUUGUUAAUUUAUGAUUUUUCAAAGAAAUGGAUCUUAAUGACAAGAAAACUAUAGUAAUUUAUCAUCAAAGAUUUGUUCACGAUAAAAUACAUAAGUAAGAAAAGCUUUGAUAUGAGCACAGAUGAUCACAUAUUAGAAGAAUAGAAAAUCAAAGGAAUUUUUUUAAACAAGGAAGAUAUCACAUAUUGGAAGUAAAAAGCUUUGAUUGUUAUAUGCCAUAGAUAUAAAACCGGGAGAAUAUGCUAUUACUCACAUAAACUGAUCUAACCUAAUAAUAUAAUCAUUAAAAUAUAUUUUUAUAAUUACAAAUAUAUUUACAAUGUUAACAUAAAUAAUAUAGAUCUUCUAGAUGUUUUUAGAAUUACAUUCAAUAUGAAUAUUAUAAUUUGUAAAAUUAGUUCGGUAUAUAAGAAAUAGGGUUUUUUUGCAAAUAUAACUCAAAACUUAAAGUCAAACACAAAACUAAACUUUUUUUUUUGAAACUUUGACUUGCCUCUUUCACCUCAGUGUUUAGAUUAUUCACAAAAAUGCUAUCACUUUUUUUUCAAAAAUGCAAAUUUUACUCUAUCACCCCCAUCUUCCUCAAGUAUUCACAAUAUUGUCAUUGCCAUCAAUACAUCAACCACAAUGAACAACCAAUUUGAAACUUUUAAUGCACCUAAAAAUCGAUUUACACUUUUUCUUUCUCAAUUCUUAUGAACUAAAAAUAACAUCUCUUUCACUUUAUCUCCAUAUUCAUCCAAAAAACCCCAAGAUUUUGAUUCUAAAUUUUUAGGUUCAUAGAGCCAUUGAAACUUACGAUUCUUGGUGGGUCACUUUUGUUUGAGAUUCUGGGUGCUUAGAGAAGACUUAUGUGUGCUAAACAAGUUAUCUCACUGGUUUAAACUAUGAAAUUAGUUUUUUUUUUCUCAGAUCUGUUCGUCGAGACGACUUACAGGUAAGUCGCCUGGCUGUAGACGACUUACAUGGAAGUCUUCUGGUCAAUGCAGAGCUUAGUUUUGCAAUUGACUUUUAAAUGUGUUUUUAUAGAUGACUUAUAUGGAAGUUGUAUAUCUUUGUUUGUUAAAAAAAAAAUUGAGACGACUUCCAUAUAAGUCGUCUAGGGUAAACGGGCUAGUUUUGCAUUUGACCGAAUUGUGUCAAACUUUUGACUUUUUUAGACGACUUACAUGUAAGUCGUCCAGUAAAAAAUUAAAAAAAAAUCAAUAUUUUGUUAUACCUAGAAGACUUAUGGAAGUCGUCUGAGGUGAGUUUUGCAAUUGGAAAAAAAGAAAAAAAUUCUAGACGACUUACACGGAAGUAGUCCGUCCGACGACUUACAUUGUAGUCGUCCAUGGUUUUAUUCCGAGAUUCUUGUCAAACCUUGCUUAUCUUGGACGACUUCCAUGUAAGUCGUCGGACGGACGACUUCCACGGAAGUCUUCUAGAAAAAAAUAUUUUUUUUGUUUUAUUUUUCAAUUGCAAAACUAACCUGAGACGAUUUACAUGAAAGUCGUCUUCGUAUAACAAAAUAUUGAUUUUUUUAAUUUUCUAUUGGACGACUUACACGUAAGUCGUCCAGGAAAAGUCAAAUUUUUGACACAAUCCGGUCAAAUGCAAAACUAACUCGUUUUUCCUAGGCGACUUACAUGUAAGUCGUCUCGAGUUCUUUUUUAACAAACAAAUAUGGACGACUUCCAUGUAAGUUGUCUAGGUUAUAAAUAAAUUACAAAACUAACCGAAAUGGAUGACUUCCUAGAAGUCUGCCAGACGACCUCCGUAGAAGUCGUAUGCGUCAAUGUUUAAUAAACUUUCAUUUCUGUAAAACUAUAAAGAAUUUUUAACAUUUUUUUUGUUAAUUCAUGUCUAUUAAUUAAUAUUUUAGCUACUGAAUGAAAUUUAUAACUUAAUUCGUGAUAUUUAUGAGGUUACCAACAUUCAUGUUUAUUAAAGUUUCUAGCUGAUCCGUCCAAUCUUCUACGCUAGUUUUUGAAUAACUUGUAUUUUUAAGAGUAUUAAGUAAUUUCAAGAUAUGUAAAAUUUAUAUUUUAAAAAUAUGUUUUCUACCUUAAUUUUACUAAAUUUGACUAAAUUUUUCAACACAAACUUGUAAAAAUUGUGAUAAUUUUGACUAGUUACUAUUGUUUGUUUCCAUUUCUUAAGUAUGCACCAAUGAUGAUUAUUCCUAUGAGUGGGUAAGAUACUUGUUUCUUAAAAUGUUAUAUCAAUGACUUAAGUAUCAUUAUUGUUAUAUGCAUCAAUGAUGUUUUUUGUUAUGAGUGAGUAGAAUAGUUAAAAUGAUUUUUAAUAUGUUGUAUCAAUGACUUAAGUAUCAUUAUUUUUAUAUGCAUCAAUGAUGUUUUUUGCUACUUAAUAUGUUGGAGUCCACUUGAUAUGGAAGAAGACUCCGUCAGAAGACUUCUAGGAAGUUUUCUAGCACAUUAUAUUUUAGAAAACUUUGGAAGACUUAUGGGAAGUCUUACCGGAAGUAUUCUAAAAUAUAAUGCACUAGAAGACUUCCUCGAAGUCUUCUAGAGCAUUAUAUCUUAAAAAACUUCCCAUAAAUCUUCCAAAGUCUGCUCCGGAUAUGAAAAACAUGCUUAUAAAAAAAUGUUCAAAUGACUUAAAAAUAGAGAAAAUAAGUGGAAGAUUCUAUAGAUAUACUUUUAUAGAACACACAAAGUAUAUAUCCAAGUGGAAGAUGAGAACCAUCUGGUUAAAAACCUACAACAAAAAGAUAGAUUAGUGAGAAAGACAAGAGACGAAAAUAAAAAAUUCAUAUAAAGUUUGGUGUUAUCAAAUCAAAGAGAUUAGAAUGGGUUUGAGAGUUUUAGUUUGGGAAAAAAGUAAGAACUUUAUACAACAUGAAGUUACCAAAUGAAGAAAAAUCAGAUAUACAAACUUACACAAAUUAUGAAAGAGAGAUAUGUGAGAAGACUUCGUCAGAAGACUUCCAGGUAAGUCGUCCUGGAAGUCUUCUAGCGCAUUAUAUUUUAGACGACUAACAGGUAAGUCGUCCCAAAAGUCUUUCAGAUCUGAAAAACUUGCAUAUCCAAAUCCAAAUAUGAAAAACCUGCAUAUCAAAAAAACUUUCAAAUGGCUUAAAACAGAAAAAAAUGAGUGGAAUAUUAGAUAGAUCUAUC
Molecule: messenger RNA, 6257 nt
Organism: Brassica rapa (field mustard)
Lineage: Eukaryota; Viridiplantae; Streptophyta; Magnoliopsida; Brassicales; Brassicaceae
Product: protein EMSY-LIKE 1
Biological process (GO): defense response to fungus
Cellular component (GO): nucleus
Source: RefSeq, a predicted model, not a curated record